AUGUGGGAAGUAGGUUCACAUGGUCAAACCGGUUUACGAAAGGAACGACUAGAUAGAGGAUUUCAGAAUAUUCAAUGGCGUAACAGGUUUCCAUACAGCAGGGUAAUAACUCUCAUGCCCUCGGAGUCAGACCACUGCCCUAUUCUCAUUGAAGCAUUCAAUGAGAAACAAAUUAGAAGGAAAAGAAGCAAACCUUUUCGUUUUGAGGAAUGUUCGUUUGGAAGGGAGGAAUGUCAAAAGAUCAUUCAGCAGGAAUGGGCCAUGCCAAGCACGGGUAAUGCAUUGCAGCAGAUUGGUUGUAAAACAAAAGCUUUGGGAGACAAGUUACGUGUGUGGCAUCACACUGAUUUUAAUCAGCAGAAAACUGAAAUAAGGGUGCUGCAGGAAAAACUAAAUGAUCUGAUGCGGCAACCUCACUCUCUGCCACUGUACGAAGAGCAAAGAAAGCUUCAUAUUCGAUAUAGUCAACUUUUUUCCUUGCAAGAGAAGUAUUGGAAACAAAGGUCUCGGGCUUUGUGGUUAAAGGAAGGAGACAGGAAUACGGCCUACUUCCAACGAAAAGCAAAACAAGUGAGUCCAGAAGCAAUUGCAGAAGUUGUUACUGCAACUCCUUGCCGGGUGACACAAGACAUGAAUGAAGCAUUGUUGGCCUCAUAUACUAAUGAGGAAAUCAAGAAGGCCCUCUUCCAAAUGCAUCUAUCGAAAAGUCCUGGCCCUGAUGGUAUGUCUCCCUUAUUCUACCAAAAAUAUUGGGAUAUUGUCAGUGAAGAUAAUCCUAAAGAAGCAAUGCAUUUUAGACCCAUAGCUUUAUGCAAUGUUAUAUGCAGAAUUAGCUCUAAAGUUGUGGCCAAUAGGCUUAAGUGUUGGUUGCCCAAAAUUGUGUCUCCUCUGCAGAGUGCUUAUGUCCCAGGACGAUUGAUUUCUGAUAACACUUUGGUAGCCACUGAUUUCAUGCACAAACUGAAAUACCAAGAAGCAGGUUUCUUCUUUCUCAAGCUUGAUAUUAGUAAGGCAUAUGACAGACUUGAUUGGUCCUUUAUUCAUGCUAUGUUGACAAAGUUAGGCUUUGCCUCUCGAUGGAUACAAAUCGUUAUGAAAUGUGUUUCAUCCAUGGCUUAUUCUAUUCUAUUGCAUGGGGAGCCUUCUCCUUUGAUCACACCUACUAGAGGUAUCAGACAGGGGGAUCCACUAUCACCCUAUCUGUUUAUAUUAUGCAGUGAAGGUUUGUCAGCUUUGAUCUCACAGGCAGUUCACCAACAUAACAUUCAAGGCCUCACCAUGUGCCCACAGGCCCCUACUCUACACCAUCUUUUCUUUGCAGAUGACAGUAUCCUUUUUGGCUCGGCUACAACUACAGAGUGUAUGCAAUAUAGGAGAAUUCUGAAUACCUAUGAGAGAGCAUCGGGACAGAAGGUGAAUUUUCAGAAAAGUAGUGUUGUCUUCAGCAAUAAUGUUAGUGAGGAGCAACAACAGGAAUUGGCUGCUAUUCUGGAAGUUCAAUGUGUCAAGGAGCAUGACAAAUACCUAGGGUUACCUAUGCGCAUAGGUAGGUCAAAGUCUGCCAUCUUUGCGUACAUAAAGGAGAGACUCACUAAGAAAAUGGGAGACAUAGAUGACAAAAAGAAAAUUCACUGGCGAAGCUGGGAGAAACUCUGUCUAACCAAAGCUGAAGGUGGAAUAGGGUUUAAGAAUAUGUAUGCUUACAACCUUGCCAUGCUUUCUAAACAAGGCUGGAGAUUGAUUUCCAAUCCACAUUCUUUGAUUGCUAAACUGUACAAAGCCAAGCCGGUUUUGAAGGCAGGAGUGCAGUGGAGUAUUGGUAAAGGAACUCAAGUCAGCAUUUGGAAAGAUAGAUGGAUACCAAAUUGCCCACAAUACUUAGUACACAAGCCACCGGAUUGUAUUUUCGAGCAAGUUUCAGACUUGAUAGAUCCCCAUACGAGACAGUGGAUACUUGAGGCCAUUCAUGCUAUCUUCCCACUUGUCGUUGCUCAACAGGUCUUAUGCAUUCCUCUUAGCCGUAGAACUAUAGAGGAUAAAUUGGUUUGGAGUCCGGAAAAAAAAGGUUUCUAUUCUGUUAAAACUGCAUAUUGGAUUGCUCGGACAAAGGUGUUAGAAAAGGUGCUUGCAUCCACGUCCCAAGGUGACCCUUUUCAAGAGUUGUGGAACAGAAUUUGGAAGGCGAAAGUCCAGGGGAAAGUUCAAAUUUGUAUUUGGAGAGCUUGCUCAAAUCUGCUCCCUACGAGGGCCAAACUUUCUACUAAGGGUUAUGUGGGUGACAUACAUUGUCUUCUAUGUUCACAGGCCUACGAGGACACUGCCCACAUCUUUUGUAAGUGCCCUACUGCUGUCCAAAUUUUAACUGCAGCGCCAUUUCAUUUUGGAAGAAGUUUACUGCCUAAUAUCAACUUCAAGGAAUGGAUGCUUGAUCAUGCCUUGAACCUUAAGCAAGAUGUCUUUGCACAACUCCAGAUGGUUCUGUGGGCAUUAUGGAAAAACAGGAAUAAUAUGCUGUGGCAAAAUACAGCUCAGUCUGCAGUGGAGUUGACUAUUAGUUCCUUAGCAUGGUUGGAAGAGUAUAACCAAGCUCACAAAGUAGAACAGUCGUCCCAACAGCAGAGAAAGCGAACCUGGCAGCCGGCAACACAAAACAGGUGGAAGCUUAAUGUUGAUGGGAGUUUUUUGCCUCAAUUCUUUCAUGGGGGAACUGGAGGUAUUCUACGGGACAAUGCAGGAAGAUUUAAAGCUGCUUUUGCAGUUCCUGUUAGCUCUGUUACCUCAGCUAAACAAGCUGAACUCUAUGCCAUCAGGGAAGGACUGAGACUGAUCCACAGGUUGCAGAUUGAUGAUGUGGUCAUCGAAAUAGAUUGCAUGAAUGCGGUUGAGGAGAUAGCUGAUACACAGUUCACUCAUGCAUCUAAUGAAGGGCUCUUAGAUGACAUCAGACAAGACCUAUUGGCGCUGUCGAAAGUGGUAGUGCAACACACCCCUAGAAUUUGUAAUAGAAUAGCUCACCGUUUAGCAGCUACUGCCUAUGACGCCAACAUGGCAUGGUAUUGGCUUGAUCAUCCUCCAGACUUCAUUCUAGACAUGAUCAACUAUGAUUGUAAGAACAUGGGGUGA
This is a messenger RNA of Rosa rugosa (rugosa rose), 3123 nucleotides long. RefSeq lists its product as uncharacterized. Gene Ontology annotation, molecular function: nucleic acid binding; RNA-DNA hybrid ribonuclease activity. The coding region runs from base 1 to 3123 and encodes 1040 amino acids. NCBI's taxonomy places the organism in Eukaryota, Viridiplantae, Streptophyta, Magnoliopsida, Rosales, Rosaceae. The transcript has 5 exons. The record is from RefSeq and is a predicted model, not a curated record.